AUGGUGCACGGUGGACGCUCUGAGCUGCUCCUGCUGCUGCUGCUCUGCCGGCUGACGGUCGGCCCGGUGCUGGCUCAGGUCCGCCACCCUCUUCCUGUUCUCUGGAUGAGUCCGGUCGGCUCCGGGCAGGGGGGGGGGAACCUGACGGCCGGACUGGGUGCAGCCGUCACCUUGGCUCUGCAGGACCUGAAGAAACAACCACCGCCCCUGGGAAACUAUGAUCUUCAGCUCCAGCUGCUGGACUCACAGUGCGAUCCUGCGGAAUCGCUUAAAGCUUUGUUCGACGCAAUGUGGGCGGGGCCAAAGUACCUGAUGGUGGUUGGAGGGGUGUGUCCAGAGGUGACGUCACUGAUCGCUCGCUCGCUGCCUGCUCUCAACCUGGUGCAGGUGUCGUUUGCGGCGGCGUCCCCCGGCCUGGCCAACAGGAAGUGGUACGGGAACCUGUUCAGCACGAUGCCGCCCGACCGAGCUGUGAACCAGGCCACGGUCAAACUGCUGCAGCGCCACCACUGGACCAGAGUCGGCAUCGUCACGCAGGAAACAACCAGACUCUCACAGAUGAAGAAGGAUCUGGUGCGACAGCUGCUGAAGGUCAAAGUUCAGCCUGUUUCCACGGAGCCCGUCCAUGAGGACGUCUGCAGCAGCCUGAAGAGCCUGAAGGAUCUCGACGUUCGGAUCAUCAUCGCUCAGUUUGAAGAAGAUUCUGUGUCGGAGGUUUUCUGCUGUGCGUACAGGCUGAACCUGUUUGGGUCUCGUUACCAGUGGAUCGUUGUUGAUGGAGGAACCGGCGGGUGGAGGCCGGGGGGGGAGGUCUCUGGCUGCACGAGCUCCAGCGUCCUGACCGCUGCAGACGGAUCCAUCAGGCUGCAGAUCAGACAGAUCAGCAACAGCAACACACCCGGAGUCUCUGGACGGACGGCUCAGAGCUACCAGGACGCCUACCUCCAUCAGCUGAUCCAGGAGGGGGCCCCGCCCAGCGCCCUCCAUGCCUUCGCCUACGACACCGUGUGGGUGGCGGCCUCCGCUCUGGCUCAGGUGAUGGAGGCCGUGAAGCACCGAGAGAAGUACGGCAGCAGGAACGUGACGGUCAGCGAGGUGGAGGUGCAGAAGAAGCUUCUGGAGGCCGUGAAGAAAACACAGUUUGAAGGCGUCACGGGACCAGUUUUCUUCAGAAACGGAGAAAGACCGACGACCAUCGAACUGAUUCAGUUCCAAGGCAGCAGGGGUGUGUUGGUGGGUGAGUUCAGUUCAGAAACACAACAGCUCCACCUGAGGAACCACCUUCUUAAGUUCAAAGGUGGAGGACCAGCCCGGGAUCAGACCCUGGUGCGUCCGCAGCGCCGUCACGUGAAGCUUCUUCUGUACGCCAUCGUGUCCUCGGCUGCAGCUGUGACCAUCUUCAUCGCCCUGAUACUCCUCGUCUUCAUCAUCUUCCACCGCAAUCACUGGCUGCUGAGGUCCGGCAGCGUGUCCCAGGACCAGCUGCUCCUGCUGGGCGUCCUCCUGUCCUCCUCCUCCGUCCUGGUCUCUGGUCUGGACGGAGCCUCGAUGUCCGACAGGACGUUUCAGAUUCUCUGUUCUGCUGGUGUGUGGACUCUGUGUGUGGGUCACACUGUGUCCUUCACCGGGCUCCUCGUCAGAACAUGGACUCUCUAUUCUCUGGGCCCAGUCGAGCUGAAGCAGCCGAGUCGCUGCAGCCGCCUCCUGCUCGGGACGCUCCUGAUGGACCUGCUGGUUCUGACCUCCUGGCAGAUUCUGGACCCGCUCAGACGGGGGGUGCUGCAGCAUCCCCUAGAGACGGACCCGUCGGACCAGGACGUCCUGGUUCAGCCGUUCUCUGAACACUGCAGCUGCAGCCACAUGGAGCUGUGGCUAACGGCUGUUUACGGAUACAGAGGCCCCCUGCUGGGUCUGGGGUGUUUCCUGGCCUGGAACAUCAGGUCGGUGCAGACGGACCAUCCGGCUGUCAGCGGUCAGCGUCUGGCGCUGAGCAUGUCUGCAGUGACGGUGUUCAGUGGGUCGGGGGUGUUGGGGUCACUGCUGACCUCCCACAAUCCUCCUCUUCACUUCUGUCUGAGCAGCGUGCUCAUCCUCUGCUGUAACAUCUGCAUCCUGAUUGGCCUGUUCGGACCGACGAUCGAACACGUGAGGCUGAGCAGCAGCAGAGCGCCGCCGCCGUGUGAGCUGCAGGUCGAGGCGGCAGAGGAGGAAGAGGAGGAGGAGGAAGAGGAGGAGGAAGAGGAGGAGCAGCUGAGCAGGUUGAACCGAUGGCUGAAGAGUCGAACGGCACAGCUCGAUGCAGAAAUAGAAACCAUCACCAUGCAGCUGUCCUCAGAGUCCGAGGUCCUCCAUCAUGUGACGAGGUCCAACAACGCUGAGCUCAGAUCUGUGAGCUGGAAAACCGAAGCUCGUGGUGACGACAGGAACCCGGAGAAGAAGCUGUCGAGUCCGGAGGACGUCAACGCUCCUGAGCUCGUCCGGCGCCGUGUGUCUGUGCAGCUGCCGAUCCUCCAUCACUCCUACCUGCCCGUCAUCGGGGGCGUUCCCUCCAGCAGCUCCAGUCUGUUCGGCAGCCGGGAGGACAUCGCUCACCAGGACGCCAUCGUGACCACGAUAACAUCCUGUCCCCCGGGCGGCACAUGUUACUGCUGAGCCAAUCAGACGACAGCAGUGACCUGAAGCUGCAGACUGACAACUCAAGACACUUUAUAUUUAUUAUUAUACAUGACUCAUCGAUCUGAUGAUCUCAUUGGUCUUAUGUUCUCAUUGGUGUGAUGUUCUCAUUGGUCUGAUGUUCUCAUUGGUCUGAUGAUGUCAUUGGUCUGAUGAUCUCAUUGGUCUGAUGAUCUCAUUGGUCUUAUGUUCUCAUUGGUUUGAUGUUCUCAUUGGUCUUAUGUUCUCAUUGGUCUGAUGAUGUCAUUGGUCUGAUGAUGUCAUUGGUUUGAUGUUCUCAUUGGUCGGAUGUUCUCAUUGGUCUGAUGUUCUCAUUGAUCUGAUGAUCUCAUUUGUCUGAUGUUCUCAUUGGUUUGAUGUUCUCAUUGGUCUUAUGUUCUCAUUGGUCUGAUGAUGUCAUUGGUCUGAUGAUGUCAUUGGUUUGAUGUUCUCAUU
This is a messenger RNA of Platichthys flesus (European flounder), 3108 nucleotides long. Its product is annotated as gamma-aminobutyric acid type B receptor subunit 2-like. The transcript is spliced from 19 exons. The coding region runs from base 1 to 2652 and encodes 883 amino acids. Gene Ontology annotation, biological process: gamma-aminobutyric acid signaling pathway; G protein-coupled receptor signaling pathway. NCBI's taxonomy places the organism in Eukaryota, Metazoa, Chordata, Actinopteri, Pleuronectiformes, Pleuronectidae. The record is from RefSeq and is a predicted model, not a curated record. Gene Ontology annotation, cellular component: G protein-coupled receptor heterodimeric complex; membrane. Gene Ontology annotation, molecular function: G protein-coupled GABA receptor activity.